AUGACAAGUUUUAUAACGCAAUCACCCGGUAUACAUAAAGCAUCCAAGGUGCUUUUUCUAUUGGAGCGCAUUCUCGGCCCGCAGGAUGACGAGGAGCUGUACUUAGCCAUCACUGAUGUUUUGGCUGCACUUAAUAAGGAGAGCAAAGACAUCGGGGUGUCCUAUUUGGUCAACGUAUUUGGUGAUGUUGAUCCAGAUGCCGCUGCUCUUAUUGGUGACCUUUUAGAUGCAGCUUUUGAAUGCCAGAUUGAGCUUGCUGAAUUACUGGAUCAAGGUAUGAUAAAUCGUGAAAAAAACCAGAAGAAACAGUGCCCUCCGGAUGCUCAUCUGUCCAGCAUCCUAUGCAAUGAGGUUCGUCAGUAUUUUUCUGAUUUUCUAACCUCAGACACGCUUCCUCAUGGACAACUCUCCUUACCGGGGCCAAUUUCUAAUAAGCUUACUGGGAGUGAUGAGUGUGCGCUAGUAGCGCUACCACCACCUGAGCCGACUGUCACGGCGUAUGGGAAUCGCACUGAGUACUCCCUGCUUUGGGAGACUAAGCAUGCAAAUGAGACUGUUUCUAUUACUUCUGUGCUUGUUCGUUUACAGAUGGAUCUAGCAUUUGGACGUGUCUAUGGCUCUAUUACCACCUUCAACAGCGUCCAGAUGCGAGUAGUCGAUCCCAUUUUCAACGGGGGCAACACCCUCGUGGCAGCACCUACCGGAGCCGGAAAGACAAACAUUGCCCUUUGGGCUAUGAUAUGUUUGCUCCAUACUUCUCGUUACAAGUGCCGGCCGGCCCAAUUGGUUGUUUACGUGGCCCCUCUCAAGGCGCUUGUGCAUGAGAUUCUCUCACAAUUGGAAUCAUCCUUCCAGCGACUUCCUAAGGAAUACACUGCUACAAUUUGUGAGUAUACUGGAGAAGAGUCCAUUUCUCUGAAUACUAUAUCUUCUUUGCUUCAUUGCCCACAGACAACCACAGCAUUGGUAAUUCUAGUUGCCACUCCAGAGAAGUUGGAUGUGUUUACUUCCAAACUAACUGGAGAGGAUUUCCAGCUGAUUCGGAAUCGCCUGGCUCUUAUUGUUUUUGAUGAAUUGCAUCUAAUAGGUGAUCACACCCGUGGGAGUGUGAUUGAGGAAUUGGUGCUUCGCUUUCAUAGACAUUACCAGGAGGCUAUGCUGCUAGCUCUGUCAGCAACGAUUCCAAAUGUCCAACAGAUAGCAGAUUUUCUUCGAUGCGCAUCAAGUAACACUCUUGCAUUUGACUCGUCGUACAGAGCUGUUUCUCUGCAAGUAACAGUUUGUGAGUUGCAUUAUAAGCAUUCUGAAGAGUCGUAUUUACGUACAACGAGAGAGGGAUUUUUGCAUAGCAUCAUUCCAAAGCAGCUAUCCAAGGGAAGCAUACUUUUAUUUACACAUACAAGACGUGAUGCGGAACGAUUAGCAAUACAGCUACAGGCUAAGUUAGACACUACCAAUUACUCUAACGCCUACGCGGAAAAAUCUAGAAACAAGAGGCUCUAUAGUCUUUUAUCAACAAACUCGGCAGUAUUGUUUCACCACGCCGGGCUUACUCGCACAGAUAGGUACCUAGUUGAGGAGCUCUUCGCUGAGAAAAAGAUCUCUAUCCUGGUGUCAACUGCGACUCUUGCCUGGGGGGUCAAUAUGCCAGCUCACACGGUUAUUAUUCUUGGUACAAAGGUAUAUGCUGACUCUUGCUGGGAAGACCUCUCUUUUGCAGAUAUUUUGCAAAUGGCUGGAAGAGCUGGACGACCCUCCUUCGACACCAAUGGUGAGUGCUUCAUUAUCCCAUCAGCAAAUGAUGCCUAUCGCUGUCUGACUAUCUUUAGUAAUAGAUUUAAUAUAGAAUCAUCUUUUUUAACGUCUCAUACAGCACUUGAGAAGCUCUCAAAGCUAAUUAUAACAGAAGCAUUUCUUUCUGCUCAUGUGUUUGUAGAUGAACUAGUUCAGAUUGUUCAGUCUUCACUGUUUGCAGUGCAACUGUUUGAAAGGCUUCCUAAUUCACUGAAUGGAUCACAAAUCAUUACUGAUAUUGUGAGUACACUACUAGAUUGCUGUUGCGAUGUAAGUUUGUUAGAAAAAAAGCUUGACGACUCAUGUCCUCAUCUACUUCAAUAUCAUCCUACACCCUUGGCACAGCUGUGCGUCAAAUAUUAUGUUUCGCCCUUUACUAUCGUUCGAUCCAAUGCUGUUUUAUCGCAGUCCCCAAUCGACUCUAUACAGCAGGCUUUAUUGUUGAUCGCAAUGUCUCACGAAUAUGCUUCUAUAUUCGUAAGAGCAGAUGAGGGAUUUGAACUGACAUCGUUAGAAGAGUAUACUCCUAUUAGAUAUCCGCCCUUUGUCACAAACCAGGGGCUCGGUAAGAUCUGUCUUCUUUUGCAAGUCUACAUUUCUACUGGGCCUUGUUAUGGCACAACAUCAGUUGCAUUUAGUAGUCUUUCACUUAUGUCCGACUAUGCUAGCAUUAUCGCGUCUGCCCCAAGAAUCACAGGAUGCCUUAGAGAACUUGCGUGCCUUCUCAUCCAAAGCAAAUCUCACCAGGCUCUAACCAGGCUGUAUUGUAUGCUUCAGUCUCGAUGCUGGCCUGCGUUUCUAUUUGUGCGAGAAGUUCUGAGCAAUCCUUUAUUCAAAUUCGAUUUUCUCUCACCAGAGUACAUACUGUGGAUAGAACAAUUAGAGUUAAAACAAUUCAGUCCAAAUGUUCUUCGCAGAUUGACAGUAGACCAGCUUUCUCAGAUAAUUGUUUCUCCAGAUGAUAGAACCCCACUCGAUAAACGGCAGCUAUCUCAUCUACGCACAGCUAUUGUAGGAUACCCGAUCCUCAGAGGUAAGAUUGUAACCCUAUGUCAGUUAGACCCUAAGCACUACGAGGUCCGGUUUCACUGUUGUCUUAUCGGAAGCCAGACUAUUCUUCGUUGCUCAGAGCAAACGUUUUCGUUACAUUGUGCAAUAGAGGCCGAAGAGAAGACGCUCAAGGCAAUCUCUCUAUCCAUACAGCUCAAUGAGGAACUAGAUGUAACAUUACGCUUCAGCGCUACUGCCGAACUAUGGGUGUGCAAUAUGCACCUUUAUCUUGAAGAGCUUUUAUUUGCCACGUCCUCUAUACGUAUUGAUUUGGUAAGCGCAGACCCUAAUAAGAGUUUAGUAGCAGGUGUGUCCAUUAAGGAAUGCAGUGGUAAUGAGAUAUCAGCUAUAACUGCUCAUGUUGAGACCACAAUUGCAAACCUGGGACGCGCUUCAGGCCUGAGCUCAGGAUCCGAUUCUGUUUUCAUUGCAGGGAACUGUCUCUAUCUACAGCAGGCGGAGAUGCUCAGCAGCAUUCUGUCUUUCAUACGGGACGUCUCAGCAAGUUAUAAAGUAGAUGCUUUAAUUGUAGGCAGUGUCGGUGGGAUCAGCGGACAACUUGCAAGGGAAAAUAAUAUACCGUAUAUGAAUACGUGUACAGUUUACAAAGAAAUUGACAAACUGUUUACAAGGCCUACAGCAAUCAUAAUUCCGUCCAUCGCAGAGCUAGCAGAGCCUAUAGGCUAUGUAUUGGAGCUGCUUCUGAUGAAGCUUAUAAGAAAGGAUACCAAUCUACCUAUCUUAGUCAUUUCCUUUUCCAUCGCUCUGGCUGAUCAUUCAAUCGUCGCUUUGUCUCUCUUUCUUAAUUCUAAGUCGUUUGUUAUCAACGGGCCAGAUAAUUUGUUCACACAAACCGUUCCGUCACAUGCUUACACUGUUUCGCCUAGCACUCUGUGCGAUGAUCCUAGCAGCGUACACAAUGUAUACGAAGCACUGCACAUAGUCGAUGAUGAUCCCGAAGUAAGCAUGUUGACGCCCUUCUUUUUGUGCCAGUUUCUGAUGAUGUGCGCCACAACAGGAACAAUAUACAUAACCAGGAACGAAUGUAUCACAUCUGCCACCAAAGGAACCAACAUUCAAUAUCUGAAAUCCCAGUUACACACGGCUGAUGGCCUCUUCAUGCUGAUUUCUGAACACUCUCAGGACUUCUAUGACAAAGGAUUUGAUUACAUAGCCGAAAGUAUCAUAACGACCGACAUUUCGCAGUCGUAUCUUUACUUUUCCUUUUCAAUUCUUCCUGGACAAUAUCUCAAUUACAAAACUAUGGUGAACUAUCAUCCUAAACCAGAAAAAGAAGAUCUUCUUCGCGAGGAAGACGCCAUGCUGGACAGGCUUUCCGAUUGGAUAAGUGAAGAGCUUAUUGCACUAGAAAAGAAUGCUACUGCCCUGUUUCGUGCCUGGAAAGAUGAUAGUCAUGGUAUGGAUUGUAGCUUCAAUACCCUCAACAGCUUCAGCUGUCUAUCUAUGGUAACAACCCGGCUUUGCAUUGUGCUUGACGCAGAUAGAGAGCAACUAGCUAAAUCAUCGUGGUUUUUGGCACUCUCGCAAUCUAUCCACAACUUAAGUUUGCUGUUGCUGUGUGCCUCAGGGGUCUACGGUAAUGAAUUGACUAAUUAUAUUCAAUAUGAAAAGGCACUAUCCUCACAAAAAGAUCUCGACAUUGAAAAAGCUAUUCUAAAGAUUUUAGCAAGCAUGGUGGAUGCUUGUGCAGAGUCGAGGGUAUAUGCCCUACUAGUUGCGCUUACUUCGCUCGCCCUUCGGGUUCAUAAAAGCGGAGAUCAAGCGGUCCUCGAGGACACCAUUCUAUCAGGACAGUUGGAGAGGCUUCUUCGCAACACACUGCUUAUAGAUCUACAUACGUGA
This is a messenger RNA of Giardia duodenalis, 4707 nucleotides long. RefSeq names its product putative U5 small nuclear ribonucleoprotein 200 kDa helicase. NCBI's taxonomy places the organism in Eukaryota, Fornicata, Diplomonadida, Hexamitidae. The coding region runs from base 1 to 4707 and encodes 1568 amino acids. Gene Ontology annotation, cellular component: nucleus. The transcript has a single exon. Gene Ontology annotation, molecular function: ATP binding; nucleic acid binding. The record is from RefSeq and is a predicted model, not a curated record.